UUUCCUGCAGAGCCAUGGCGCCCAAAAAGAAAGGGAAGAAAGGCAAAGCCAAAGGCACCCCAGUUGUCGAUGGGCUUGCCCCCGAGGACAUGAACAAGGAGCAGGUGGAGGAGCAUGUGGGCCGCAUCCGGGAAGAGCUGGACCGGGAGCGUGAGGAGCGCAACUACUUCCAGCUGGAGCGGGACAAGAUCCACACGUUCUGGGAGAUCACGCGGCGGCAGCUGGAGGAGAAGAAGGCCGAGCUGCGUAACAAGGACCGGGAGAUGGAAGAGGCAGAGGAGCGGCACCAAGUGGAGAUCAAGGUCUACAAACAGAAGGUGAAACACCUGCUGUAUGAGCACCAGAACAACCUGACCGAGAUGAAGGCAGAAGGCACGGUGAUCAUGAAGCUGGCGCAGAAGGAGCACCACACACAGGAGGGCGCACUGCGCAAGGACAUGCGUGCACUGAAGGUGGAGCUGAAGGAGCAGGAGCUGGCCAACGAGGUGGUGGUGAAGAGCCUGCGCCUGAAACAUUCGGAGGAGAUCACCGCCAUGCGGAGCGACUUUGAGAGGCAAGUUCGAGAAAUCGAGGCCAAAUAUGACAAGAAGUUGAAGCUGCUGCGGGACGAGAUGGACCUGCGCAGAAAGACAGAGACCCACGAGGUGGAGGAGCGCAAGAGCGGGCAGAUCCGCAUGCUGAUGCAGAAGCACGAGGAGGCCUUUAGUGACAUCAAGAACUACUACAAUGACAUCACGCUCAACAACCUGGCCCUCAUCAACUCUCUCAAGGAGCAGAUGGAAGACAUGCGCAAGAAGGAGGACCACCUGGAGAGGGAGAUGGCGGAGGUGACCAUGCAGAACAAGCGCCUGGCGGACCCGCUGCAGCGGGCACGCGACGACAUGAACGAGAUGCAGAGGAAGCUCACGCACUAUGAGCGCGACAAGCAGAUCUUGACGUGCACUAAGGCCCGUCUGAAAGUCACCGAGAAAGAUUUUAAGGAUCUUCAGUGGGAGCACGAGGUGCUGGAGCAGCGGUUCAUCCAGGUGCAGCAGGAGCGGGACCGGCUCUACCAGAGGUUCACAGCCGCCAUCCAGGAGGUGCAGCAGAAGGCCGGCUUCCAGAACCUGAUCCUGGAGCGCAAGCUGCAGGCGCUGAGCAGUGCCGUGGAGCAGAAGGAGGCGCAGCUCAACGAGGUGCUGGCUACCUCCAACUUGGACCCUGCCGCCCUGACGGUCGUGUCCCGCAAGCUCGAGGACAUCUUGGAAUCCAAGAACAGCACCAUCAAGGACCUUCAGUAUGAGCUGGCCCGAGUGUGCAAGGCGCACAACGACCUCCUUCGGACCUACGAGGCGAAGCUCCUGGCCUUCGGGAUCCCCCUGGACAACGUGGGCUUCAGACCCUUGGAAACAGCCAUCGUCGGGCAGACACUGGGCCAGGGCCCUGCCGGGCUGGUGGCCACCCCUACAUAGGCAUCGAGGCCCCGUUGUGUGCAGCCCUCAUCCACCAAGUGGGUGGGCUGCUGUUUUUAAGAUUUGUAUGGUUAGCAAUGGAAAGUUUUCCCUUUGA
Echinops telfairi (small Madagascar hedgehog) is the source of this 1548-nucleotide messenger RNA. It is a transcript of the gene GAS8, whose product is annotated as growth arrest specific 8. The record is from RefSeq and is a predicted model, not a curated record. Gene Ontology annotation, cellular component: Golgi apparatus; motile cilium; microtubule. The transcript is spliced from 11 exons. Gene Ontology annotation, biological process: flagellated sperm motility. Lineage: Eukaryota; Metazoa; Chordata; Mammalia; Afrosoricida; Tenrecidae. Gene Ontology annotation, molecular function: microtubule binding; small GTPase binding. The coding region runs from base 15 to 1451 and encodes 478 amino acids.